Messenger RNA from Cuscuta europaea, 5667 nucleotides. Lineage: Eukaryota; Viridiplantae; Streptophyta; Magnoliopsida; Solanales; Convolvulaceae. The record is from the annotation of a GenBank genome assembly.
AUCGUGUCAACUUCAACAGCUCCCAAGUCUCGAACUCAUGACAAAUAAUCACCAACAAACCAGCCAACCCAACCUCCUCAGGCGUCAAGCCCACUUCACCUGCCAUGUCUUCCGAGCACCAACGUCGCCGUGAGAAGGGGCUUUGUUUCAGGUGUGGUGAUCCUUUCCGCCCUGGGCAUAGGUGCACAGGCUCGUUCUCACUGAUGGAAAUAGCUGAGGAAGAUGAAGAGGUGAUUCCUCCUCAAAAUGAUGAAAUUGAUUCUGACACAAAUGCAGCAGAGGCUGAAAUUUCAUUCAACGCUAUCUUGGGCAAAGCGUCAGCAUCCACCAUGAGGUUGCUGGGUUCUCUACAAAACCAGGAUGUUUUAAUUCUGGUAGAUAGCGGUUCUACCCAUAAUUUUAUAUCUGAAGCAUUGGUGACAGAGUUGAAGCUUCCUGUACAACUCGUUCCGUCAUUUGGGGUUCAGAUAGGCAAUGGCAGCACAAUUAAGUGCAGUCGUGUUUGUGCUGGCUCUUGAAAUUAAAAUUUCAGAUGUAUUAAUCAAGCAAGAUUUCUUUCCUUUCUCCCUGGGGGUGCUGAUCUAGUUCUGGGAAUCAAAUGGUUAGCUUCUCUGCACACCAUCCAAGCAAAUUGGAAGGAAAUGUUCAUGAUAUUUUGGCUCAAUGGGAAGAAGUAUAAGCUACAAGGGGUAACUUCUAAGCCUCAAAAGGGUGUUCAUCUACACAGUCUAUCGUUACAUUUGGAACAUAGUGGGGUUGAUGCUUUAAAUGUUGAUUCCCUAUGUUCUGAAUUCUCAAGUAUCUUUGCUGAACCUCGUACGUUGCCUCCUGCUCGGAAUCAUUAUCAUUCCAUCACUCUCAGAGCAAAUGAAAAUCCACCCAACUUGAGACCCUAUCGAUACCCUCAUUCUCAGAAAAAUGAGAUUGAGAUCAAAGUUGCUGAAUUAUUAAAGAAAUGUUUUGUGAGGCCCAGUUCGAGUCCCUUUGCAAGUCUAGUUCUUUUGGUUAGAAAGAAGGAUAACACAUGGCGCCUUUGCAUUGACUAUCCUUGUCUAAAUCAGAUCACCAUCCCAGAUAAGUAUCCCAUCCCCAAUAUUGAUGAACUGCUUGAUGAAUUAAAUGGGGCUACAUAUUUUUCAAAAAUUGAUCUGAGAUCUGGUUACCACCAAAUACUCGUAGCCCCCUCUGAUAUUCCCAAGACUGCCUUCCUAACUCACUCAGGGCAUUAUGAAAUUGUGGUAAUGCCCUUCGGUCUCACUAAUGCACCUGCAAUUUUUUCAGUCCGUUAUGAAUGAUCUGUUUAGAUCCCAAAUGAGACGGUUUGUGCUAGUCUUCUUUGAUGAUAUACUAGUAUACAGCCCCACAGCUCACCACCAUGUAAUGUCACGUCCCGGACCGCAUCCGGGCCACGUAGACAACCGCCGUACAACCCGAUAAGAACAACAACAGUUCAUCCCUAUUGAAUUGUACAAGGCGUCCGAUUGAUUCUAUUGCCAAAUCGAUUAGUAAACACAUGCAAUCAACAUCAAUAUCAUAAUCAAACAAAUGCGGAAAUAAUAGUAUGUUUGAUACUUAGCACACGUGGCAAACACGGGCACGCAGGCCCCCAACUGUUUUAGGGAAAACAUUGUUCGAAAAUCCAUGAGCAAUUUAUAAAUUUGAAAUAAGAAUGGAAGCACGAACCACGUCUUCCUUCUUGAUCAAUCACCCUAGGCAAAGGUGCAGGUAGUAGGACUCUAGCCUUAACCGGAAAAAUGUGAGGGCCCCUGGAGGGGUCAGUACUCCAUAGAAGUACUAGUGACAAGCAGGCUAUGCUAUAUGAAGAAUAACUAAUGUUUCAGACACGAGACCCAAAAGUAGGGUGACACAUAUAUGUAAUUGUCACUCAUCUGCCCGAUGAUACAUACUAUAUAUAUAUUUGAAAAAUACUCAACUCGUGGGUCCGUUUCCUUAAAAGUAUUUUAGUGGUAAAGUUCUUAUCAGACUUUUCUCACUCCUUUCCCAAAUGCCUAGCUCACAAGCUACAUUCUACAUUCAUAAUAUCCUACCGAGUUUUGGGAGCAUUUAGCAUCCCGGGGAUACUCAACCCCAACCGAGUUUCAGGAUCAUUUACCGUCCCGGGUAUACUCAACCCCAACCGAGUUUCAGGAUCAUUUACCGUCCCGGGGAUACUCAACCCCAACUUAUUCCUUACCAAACCCUAACCUGGAUAUGGCUAACCCUUUCAUUCAUUUAACUAUGGACAAUACCUAGCCCUAUAGUCAUAUAACAAUCCUUAGGAACCAACGUGGGCGGGUCCCACCUGAACGGCCCACGUUAACCUACUCAAAACUGCCUGUUUUGAGCAUAACCCAAUACUCGAUCGAGUACCCACCUAUACUCGGUCGAGUACAGGAGACAGUAGCCCGUAAGGCCAAUUUUCAGGGUAUACUCGAUCGAGUACCUACCCAUACUCGAUCGGGUAUAGAAUACAGUAGCCCCUGGGGCAAAUUUUCAGCAAAUACCCGGUCGGGUAUUUGCCAAUACCCGGUCGGGUAUAACAAUUGACUUGGCGGUCAACGCCCGUUUGACCGCCCAAACGGAGUCCGAUUAACGUGAAAUUUUACAUGCAAGUCCGAUUGCAUUACAAUAAUCAACCACCAUAUACAUAUUAUCUAGGCCAAGAUUAAUAUAAUAUGUGUUCCAGACAGUACCGGGCGGCCCCCACUUCCGGUGUGGGCCCCACGUGAAUUUUACUAUUCACGUAAAAGAAAUGGUAAAAAUUUACAAUCACGUAAAAAUGCUCUUAUUGAUUUCUUAGGGUUCAAUACACAAUUUGAUAAAGUACAAAUACUUGGGGCGGUGUUACAUGUGCACUUGAAAACUGUCUUUCAGCUUUUACAGGAGCAUUUUUUCUAUGCAAAUGCAAAAAUAUGUUCACUGGGGCAGUCCCGGAUUGAAUAUUUGGGACAUAUUCUCACAUGUCCCCACCCUCCAAUGCGAAGGAACUGAGGGGUUUUCUGGGGUUCAUCGGGUACUAUAGGCGGUUUGUGAAGAAUUAUGGGCUCAUUGCACGUCCUCUAACUGAAUUAACAAAAGGGGUGCUUUUUCAUGGACUGCACAAGCUCAAGCUGCUUUUGAUGCUCUCAAAGAAGCCCUGACCACUACUCCAGUUCUGAAGCUUCCUAACUUCAAGCUCCCUUUCACUAUUGAGUGUGAUGCGUCUAUGGAGGGUGUAGGAGCGGUGCUUAUGCAAGAGGGGUAUCCUAUAGCCUAUUUCAGCAAAGGGUUUUCUAAGUCCAAUAGAUUUAAAUCAACUUAUGAUCGAGAGUUGUUGGCCCUAAUUCUUGCUCUUCAAAAAUGGCGUCAUUACCUCUUAGGCCGUCAUUUCACUGUUCAAACAGAUCACUGCAGCCUGAAACACUUGCUAGAUCAGAAGGUAUUAACUAAUUCCCAGCAUAGACUCCUCAUUAAAAUACUUCCAUUUGAUUUCACAAUCACUUAUAAAUCUGGGAAGGAUAAUUCAGCUGCUGAUGCACUAUCUCGACAUCCCCAACUAGCAGAAUUCUUUCAACUAGUGGUUCCCAUGGUAAACAACAUUUCUCAAUUACCAUUAGCAUUGAAAGAAGAUCCAGAAACAAGAGCCCUAAUUGAAAAGAUGCAGAGAGAUCCGGAAUCAACUCCUAAUUACAGUCUGGCAAGCGGACGCUUGUAUUACAAAUCAAGGUUGGUCAUUCCUAAUCAAGAGGAGCUCCGUAGUAAGCUGAUUGAGGAAGCGCAUGGCACUCCAACUGAGGGGCACGGGGGCUAUCUAAAGACAUUGAAAAGGUUGGGUGCCCAUUUAUAUUGGAAGGGAAUGAAACAUGAUGUUAUGCGUUUUAUUCAAAGAUGUGCAGUUUGACAACAGAAUAAAUAUCAGACAUUGGUUCCUGCAGGGCUUCUUCACCCUCUUCCCAUCCCAGAACGCAUAUGGGAGGAUAUAUCUCUGGAUUUCAUUACAGGACUUCCAAAGUCUAAGGGUUGCGACGUAAUUUUCGUGGUGGUCAACAGUUUAAGCAAAUAUGUCCAUUUCAUGGGUUUAUCUCAUCCUUAUAUUGCUAAAUCAGUAGCACAAUUGUUCUGUAAGGAGAUAGCCCGUCUUCAUGGUAUGCCCCGUUCUAUAGUCUCUGACAGGGAUCCUUUUUUCUUGAGUGGGUUUUGGCAAGAAUUUUUUCGGAUAAGCAAGACUCGCCUGAAUAUGAGCACUGUCUACCACCCUCAAUCAGACGGCCAAACUGAGGUGGUCAACCGUUGUUUAGAGGCCUACCAUAGGUGUUUUAUCCAAGAACACCCUAAAGGUGGAAUGCCUAUCUUUGCUGGGCUGAGUACUCUUUCAACACAAGUUACCAUGUUGCGGCUAAUACCACACCAUUUCAGAUUGUAUAUGGCAGAGAACCACCACGCUUGUCCCACAUAUAAAAGGAGAAACAGCAGUGGCCGAACUGGAGGAGCAACUGUAGUUAAGGGAUGACAUGUUAAACAUUCUGCGUGAUAACUUGCUUAAACCUCAAAAUCGCAUGAAAAGUCAAGCUGACCGCCACCGCAGGGACAUACAAUUUUCUCCAGGAGAUGUAGUAUGGUUAAAAAUACAACCAUACCAUAAAAAAACCUUAGCCAAGCGAAGAUUUGAAAAGCUGUCUCCAAGGUUCUUUGGGCCAUACAGAGUGCUUCGCCGCGUCGGGACAGUAGCAUACGAGCUGGAACAUCCUGCGACAGCCAAAAUCCAUCCCAUUUUUCAUGUUUCAUUACUAAAACCAGCUAUUGGUCAGGAGCUGCCUCAGUCACCAGUACCUUUGCCCUUAUCAUCAGACAUGGAGUUGAUACUUAUCCCUUCCAAGAUGCUGCAGCACCUCUAGACUGACAACAAGACUCUCGAAGUGCUAAUACAGUGGGAAGGCAAGUCAUCCGAAGAGCCCACUUGGGAGGAUUAUGAUUUAUUCACUGCACAGUUUCCAGACUUUCGACUUGAGGACAAGUCGUCUUUUCAAGGGGGGAAUAAUGAUAGGAUUUUUAAAUUUACUUAUUCUAGAAAGAAGAAACAGGGAAACGUGGCAGCAUAGUCUAAUGGCUAGUGGUUCCUGGUUUUAUGCUUUUAGUUAUUUUAUUCGGGUUGGACUUGGGUACACACUUUUGGUGUACACACUUUUGCAACAUGUCUGUGUAAGGUUUUUUUUAUGUCUGUACAGACAUAACAUAUUUUUAAAAUACGUUAUGUCUGUACAGACAUAAAAAAAACCUUACACAGACAUGUGUAAAAAGUGUGUACACCAAAAACCAAAAAGUGUGUACCUUUAUAAUUUUUCAUUUUAUUCUUAUCCAUUAGGCUGUUAUCUUUCAGUUGAGAAAUAAGUGGAUCUCCCCGCUACUACGCAUGAGUUAAUUAGUAAGUGCUCAACUAUUUCCCUACUGUCCCUCCUUGUAAUCUCUUUAAAUAGGCUCUUUGCCUUAUGAAUAAACCAUCGACAUUACAAAUACAUAUUAUUCUCUGGAGAUUCUCCUUUGGUCUUUCUUUAAGUAAGCGUGAGAUUCUUGCCUUACUUAAUAGAAGAUUUGUUACUCUUAAUUUCCCUUUUUCCUUUAUUUAAUUUCUGGGUUCUAUCAAUAUGGGUACGGGUAGGGGUAGGGUAAGAGUACAGGUACGAGGUAAGG